Messenger RNA from Xyrauchen texanus (razorback sucker), 1592 nucleotides. Its product is annotated as tripartite motif-containing 13-like. The record is from RefSeq and is a predicted model, not a curated record. Gene Ontology annotation, molecular function: zinc ion binding. The transcript is spliced from 2 exons. The coding region runs from base 83 to 1297 and encodes 404 amino acids. Gene Ontology annotation, biological process: positive regulation of canonical NF-kappaB signal transduction; innate immune response; positive regulation of macroautophagy. NCBI's taxonomy places the organism in Eukaryota, Metazoa, Chordata, Actinopteri, Cypriniformes, Catostomidae.
CUCCCACUUUUCACUAUGACCACAUCCGUCCCUGGAAAAAAGGCCCAGCUAACUCUCAUGACCACACUGCCACAAGGACACGAUGGAGCUCUUGGAGGAGGACCUCACAUGCCCGAUAUGCUGUUGUCUCUUCGAGGACCCGCGCGUUCUUCCGUGCUCACACAGCUUCUGCAAGAAGUGUCUCGAGGGCAUCCUGGACGGUAACCGGAGCCCUGUUUGGAGACCACCGUUCAAAUGUCCGACCUGUCGAAAAGAGACUGUGCACAACGGCAUCGCGAGCCUACAGGUUAAUUACUCCCUGCGUGGCAUCGUGGAGAAGUACAACAGGAUUCGAGUGCUACCGAGGAUGUCUCUCUGUCGAGCUCACAGUGGACAACCGCUCAACAUCUUCUGCGUCACGGAUCUGAAACUCAUCUGUGGCUUUUGCGCCACGACAGGUGAUCAUAAAGGACACAAGUUUUGCGCGCUGGAAGAGGCGUACGACCGCGAGAAAGCUGCGUUUGAGGAGUUGUUUCGAGUUGUGGAAGGCUGGAGGGGUGCGGAGGUGCAUUCAUGCUUGGAAUCGUUGGAGAGCGCGAAGAAGAAAUCGCUGGAGAUGGUCUCUCGGGACGCGGAUCGCGUUUCAGAAUACUUUGACAAACUCCUGCGCGCGUUGGAGCACAAACGGAGCGAAAUCCUCUCUGAUUUCGAGACUCUGAAACUCGCGGUCAUGCAAACCUUUGACCCAGAGAUCAACCGGUUGCGCUCGGUGCUGGAGGAGCAGCGGCGCGCACUCAACGUCGCCGAAUCCUUCCGUUCUCUCUCCGAUCCGCUAACUUUCCUGCAACAGAUGCAGGACUUCAGAGAAAAUCUGCGCGUCCUUCGGGGAACGCAACUGCCUUCGCGUACAGACGUGGACGUGGAUCAACUUAGCUUGCAGGGCUUCGAUGUGAAGGAAUGGGACCGGUUCCGUCUCGGAGAGGUGGAUAAACUGUGCGCCCCCUACGAAAGCAACGCUUACCUGGCACCGACGCCCCCCGCUGCGCCACGCUUCUCCCGUAUGAUGUGGAGAGUUAUUCUAGUUGUAUGUGCGUGUCUCCCUGCGCUGAACUUUCUCCCUUCAGACUGUCUUUCUCCGAGUUUCCACGAGAAAGUGAUGGCACUCGGUGGUGGCUUUUCUCUGCCCGGUCCAGGAGAAAUUCUGCGCUGGCUCGGGAUCUGCUGGAAAGAAGCGGCAGCACUCUGCACACUUCUAACCGAGCUUUGCCGGAACUGUAUCUUGGAAAUGAUAAACACCACAUCAGAUUUCAUCAGCUGAUUCUAGAACUCCAUCCAUAGGUACUUUUUUAAGUACUACAGUGUGUCAACCUACUGUAUAUUCCGCAGAUUUUUACCAUUGGGAAAUGUUACUUUUUGUUUCCAUUUUUGUUGUUGAAUAUAUGCCAAUAAUUGCCAUUUCAUAGUGUACAGUCCGCAUUUGUGUGCAGAAACGUGCCUCAGAGGUGUGAUGUGUGCUAUUAAACUACACUGACUUUGUCUGUUGAUUUCAAUAAAUGGAAAAACAAUGGGUUAACAUCUCCAAAUCCUAAAAUUAAUAAAAUUCCUUUUUUUUA